Molecule: messenger RNA, 2050 nt
Organism: Empidonax traillii (willow flycatcher)
Lineage: Eukaryota; Metazoa; Chordata; Aves; Passeriformes; Tyrannidae
Gene: SFRP5
Product: secreted frizzled related protein 5
Exons: 3
Coding region: 43-993 (316 amino acids)
Biological process (GO): canonical Wnt signaling pathway; non-canonical Wnt signaling pathway; negative regulation of canonical Wnt signaling pathway
Molecular function (GO): Wnt-protein binding
Source: RefSeq, a predicted model, not a curated record
CGCUCGGCAACCACGGCCGGCAGCGGCAGGCGGGCAGCGGUGAUGCCGCAGGCGGGCAGCCCCCCUGGCUCCGGGAGCACGGCGCUGCUGGCCCUGUCGCUGGCCCUGGCAGGGUCCCUGGGCGGCGGGCAGCACUACGAUUACUAUGGGUGGCAGCCCGAGAACCUGCCCCACGGGCGCUUCUACGGGCGGGAGCCGCAGUGCCUCGACAUCCCGCCCGACAUGCAGCUCUGCCGCGACGUGGGAUACAAGCGCAUGCGGCUGCCCAACCUGCUGGAGCACGAGACCAUGGCCGAGGCCAAGCAGCAGGCUGGCAGCUGGGUGCCCCUGCUCGCCAAGCAGUGCCACACUGACACCCAGCUCUUCCUCUGCUCCCUCUUCGCCCCCGUCUGCCUCGACCGGCCCGUCUACCCCUGCCGCUCCCUCUGUGAGGUGGUACGUGACUCCUGUGCCCCCGUCAUGGAGUCCUACGGCUUCCCCUGGCCUGAGAUGCUGCACUGUGGCAAGUUCCCCUCUGACCACGAGCUCUGCAUUGCCGUCCAGUUUGGGAACAGCAAAGCCACUCCGCCACCAGUGUCCAAGAUCUGCACGCAGUGUGAGAUGGAGCACAAGGCAGAUGGCAUGAUGGAGCAGAUGUGCUCCAGUGACUUUGUGGUGAAGAUGCGCAUCAAGGAGAUGACGGAGGAGAACGGGGAGCGGCGGCUCGUGGCUGCCCAGAAGAAGAAGGUGCUGAAGCUGGGCCCGCUCAAGCGCAAAGACACCAAGAAGAUGGUGCUGCACAUGAAGAACGCAGGUGCCUGCCCCUGCCCCCAGCUGGACAGCCUCAGUGGCAGCUUUCUGGUGAUGGGCCGCAAGGUGGGCAGCCGCCUGCUCCUCCUGGCCAUCUACCCCUGGCAGAAGCACAACAAGGAGAUGAAGUUCGCAGUCAAGUUCAUGUUUUCCUACCCUUGCCCCCUCUACCACCCCUUGCUCUAUGGGGCUGGGCAGCACUAGCACUCUGCCCACCCUGCAUUCUCCCAGGACUCCUGCACUGGUCCAACACUGCAUCCCUGGCAUCCCUAGCUGCACCGCAGGAUCCCAGCUCUGCUCACCUCAGGCCCUUGGCUGUGUCCCUGAACCCUGCUCUGCAUCCCCAGGAUUCCCACCUGCAUUUAUGGGAACCUUGAUCCACAGCCAGGACCCCUGCCUCCUUCUGAGAGCCUUUUUCUGCACCCCCGGGACCCCUGUUGUGCUCGCAGGACCCUUGUCCACAUCCAGCAGUUUAGGCUGAACCAGAGCCCUUGCUCUGCAUGCUUGUGAGCCCUAGUCUGCACCAGAGACCCUUGGCUACUCCCAAGCUCCCUGUCCAGCAGCCCAGGGACUCCUGUUUUCAUUUAGGAUCCCUGCUUGGCCCUCUUGGGACCACUUGGCUGCACCUUGGACCCCAACCCUGUGCCUGUGUCCCCUGCCCAGCUCCCUCAUGACAUGCCCCAGACCCUCAGACCCCACAGUCCCUACUCCAGCCCACCAACACAUCCCAUGCCCUUACCUUGAGCUCGCAUCCCCUCCCUGGAUCUCACCUUCGCACAGACCCACCCCAGCCAAGGCAGGUCCCUUCUGCCUCCCUGUCCCCACAGACUGUUUCCCUCAAGACCAAGUGCCCAGAACAGCCCAGCCCCUGCCUGGGCUCCUCACCCCCCAUUCCACAUGGAUCAGUGUGUGUGUGGGCUCCACCUCCAAGCCCCCCAGACCAGCUCUGCUGCAUCGCUCACAUACACCCCUGGCAUGACCCAGCCCAGGCACCCCUUGCCCAUACACACCACAGUAAAUUAUUCCAUCUCAGUCUGUGUCCAGCUCGAUGUGGUUCAUGGGCAACCGCCCCUUGGGGCUCCCUCAGGGACCCCAGAAGAAGGGGAGAGGGGUCCCAGUCCUGCCAACUGAAUGGGGCAGCCCGAGGGAGCAGGAUCACCCUAAGCUCUGGCUCUACCCCACUCCAGCUGCCAUGCCCAGAGCCUGAGUCUGGGCAGUCCAGACAAGUCAAGGAAUAAAAUUCCCAGAGGUCACAGGCAUG